Molecule: messenger RNA, 735 nt
Organism: Gryllus bimaculatus (two-spotted cricket)
Lineage: Eukaryota; Metazoa; Arthropoda; Insecta; Orthoptera; Gryllidae
Source: the annotation of a GenBank genome assembly
AUGUCGGUACUUCCAAAUGAGGUUCCCGAGCGCCAUCCGGAGACGGACGACGAGGGCAUCGAACGCGACUCUGGCGAUGUGGAGGAGGACCCGACGGCAGGUGCCGUCUCCCUGGCGCGCGUGCUCGAGCACCUGGGCCCGCCGUCGGCGGCGCAGGCGGACGCGCACUACCGCGCCGUGUGCCGGGCGCUGGUGGCCGAGGCGCUGGAGCUCGCCUCGUUCCUGGAGCGCGUGUCCGAGGGCACCGGGGAGCUCCAGGCGCGCGCCGAGGCGUGCGCCGACCUGGGCCAGCUGCAGUUCGCCGACUGGGCACGCCUGUGGGUGCAGGUUAUCCACGAACUGCGACAUGGAGUCAAGUUAAAGAAAGUCUCGUCGCAAUGUUGCCAACGCACACCUAUCGAGUUCGAGCUGACACCUUACGAAAUACUCAUGGACGAUAUUCGGUCCCGAAGAUAUAAGCUGCGGCAAGUCAUGGUGGAUGGCGAACUUCCACCCCGAGUCAAGAAAGACGCACACGCUGUGAUCCUCGAGUUCAUCAGGAGUCGACCGCCGCUUCGAAGGGCUUCGCAACGCAAGCUCAAUCCCCCGCCCAAACGCGCCGCCACUCCCCGCGAGAUGCUGCUGGACAGCAUAAAGAGGAGCGGCAUGCACAGACUGCGGCGAUGUGAGUGCUUACGCUACUUAUUUCACGUGCAUGGUGAACAUGGGAAAGAGGAAGCUUUCCUGGAGAUACGU